GACUAUUAUGGCAGACUACAGUAAAGAUCAGCCACCAUCUCAUAAUGCACAGGGAGCAGAUACCCCUCAACAACAACAGCACCCACCUCAACAAGGGUACCCACCUCAACAAGUGUAUCCCCCCGCUCAAGGUCAGCCCGGUCAAGGUUAUGUUAUUCAACAAUAUCCUCAACAACAAGUCGUUGUGGUACAACAAGGAUACCAAGCAUACCAAGGAUUCCCUCCAAAAACGAACAUAAUCUUAGCCCGGAUAGCAGCCCUGUGUUUCUUCUGGCCGAUUGGACUGGUUGCUGUACUGAAAGCUCGCGAGGCACAACGGUGUGUUCGACGCGGAGAUUACGAGGGAGGAAGAAGAAUUGGAGAGGAGGCUAGGAAAUUGGCUAUUGCUGCAAUCAUCACACAAUUAGUUCUAAUAGUUGCCGGGGGAAUCAUCUACUUCGUUGCUAUGGUUGCAGGAUCAGCGUAAAGUUCCACUGUGUACAGUUAUGAUGGAAAGUAACGUAAUUGUGAAAUAGAUAUUUUUAUUUUAUAUUAUCAUGAUAUUUUGAAUAUUAAUUUAAUAUACUUAAUCUGAUUGGUGAAUACUUUCUCUCGUGUGAUUUUUCCCGUUUCCAGGUAAACACCCAGAUUAUCAGAUUUCUUAACCGUAGAUCAGCCAACUCUCUUUAGGGAUGACUACUCCUUACAGCCGUCCAAAUCACAUCGAUUCUUUGAGCGGACUAUGGAUUGUUGAUUCGUAAAUUGUAAAUUGUAGGACAGACUAAUUAGAAGAAUUAUUAUCGUUAUUCUUCUGUUUGCACGAUCCCUAAUUGCUGAAUGGGAGAGUGGCAGGAGUUAACAAUUUCGUAUUGCAUACAUCCUGAUAUAUUGGUACCACUGUUAUAUAAACAUGGAAUGCUACAAAUACAAUGUUCUAAGCAGUAACUGAGUCAAACAUUAAGACUAAUUGGUCGGUAUCUUUUAUACAGCAAAACUCCAAAGAGAGCCCACUGAAAAUAACUUUACUGUUGGUUGUAAUGUUUUAAACUGUAAUGUGUAAUGCACUUUCCAAUCUAGUGCUGUAUAUUUUUUUGAUGACUGGAUGACUGCAUACAAAUUAUAAUUUAGAUUUCACUGUAAACGGGGCUCAAACUCCCAGUUUUAUAUUGUUGGUGUUAUCACGUUACUUUGUGUGAAUCGAGAUUUAUAAUGUCUCAUUUAAUGCAUAAUGAUUGAAAUUUAAACCACACGGUCCAUCAUCAUGUUUAGAGUAUAAAGUAUAUUAAUAUUAACGAAGAUUUAGAGUUAUGGUGUUUAGUUACGAUAUUUUAAAACUUUGAAUACGAUAAAAUAUAUAAUAAAUAGUAAAACAGUAGUUUACAUUUAAUAUACGGCAGUUUUACAUUAUAAUUUAAUUAUGUGGUACUAACCAGACCUAAUAUGUUUACCAGAUUUUCAUUUAAAUAGGUCCGAAUAUUUAUAGAUAUGUAAAUGUCGCCAUCUUUAAUUCAGAAAAUAAAACUUUUACCGUGAAGGAGUCAUAUCUCUGAAAUUAUUCGUUUUCAUAUCAUAAACUGCGUGCUGUUUAUAUAUUAUGACGCAGUGAAACUAUCGGACUACGAUGUAUGGGGACUUGCCACCCCGUGGCAACAUUAAAAUAUAUUGACUCUGUUACA
Molecule: messenger RNA, 1655 nt
Organism: Bolinopsis microptera
Lineage: Eukaryota; Metazoa; Ctenophora; Tentaculata; Lobata; Bolinopsidae
Exons: 5
Coding region: 8-466 (152 amino acids)
Cellular component (GO): membrane
Source: RefSeq, a predicted model, not a curated record